AUGUCUACGGAACGACGCAUUAAAGGCCUCAAGACGCGCCUGAAGAGCCUGCUGACGUCAUUCAACCUGAUCAAAAUGUUCGUGGACGAAUACAACGAAGAAACGGAUGCCUGUCAAGUCCCGGUGCGUUUGGAGCACCUGGUGAAGCUCUGGAAGGAGGUUAACGCGGUGCAAGUGGAUCUGGAAACGGUGGAUGAGGCCGCUGUAGACCAGUACCUGAAAGUCCGUACUGAUUUUGAGUCAACCUACUACCGUGUGAAGGGGUUCUUGCUUUCGGUCAAUAAAUCACCUGCUUUGGUACAGUCACCUAGCCCUCGUUCAAAUGCGCAACCACCUCUACAAUCGUCUUGCCUGGUUGAACUUCCACGACCUAUUUGUCUCACUCGUCCACUCGUCGCACGAACUAUCCAAUAUACAUCUUCCUUAUCCGGAGAUGCCCUCAAGCUUAUACAAACCAUCACGAUCAGCGCUGACAAUUACCAGGUCGCCUGGAAGUUGUUGACAGAACAUUAUCAGAACUCUGCAAGACUGAAACAGUCGUACGUAGAUUCGCUCUUUGAAUUUCCCUCGCUGAAAAGGGAUUCAGCGACGGAGUUACACUCACUCGUUGAGAAGUUCGAAGCAAAUGUGAGAGUACUGAAACAGUUGGGAGAAAGGACCGAAUUCUGGGACAUACUUCUGAUACGAAUGCUCAGCAUAAGGCUCGACAACACCACUCGACGUGACUGGGAAGAAUUCUCAUCGACGAAGAAUCAGAUCACCUUCACUGACCUAACGGCUUUCAUUCAACGAAGAGUCACGGUUCUACAGUCGAUCAACAAGACAACUGAACCUCCUCCGUCAACUUACACAAAGAAGCCUGUUCAGCGUCCCGUCACCAGCCAUGGAGCCAGCCAGCAGAACUAUCGCAAGUGUCUCGUCUGUUCCGAUCAUCAUCCUUUGUAUCAAUGCGCAGUUUUCUCGAAAAUGUCGGUAGAAGAUAAGGAAAGAGAUGUCCGUCGCCACCAACUAUGCCGCAAUUGUUUACGAAAGGGCCACCAAACGCGUGACUGCCCCUCCUCCAGUACUUGCCGCAAGUGUAGAAAUCGCCACCAUACUCAACUCUGCCCCACCGAAGCUCCAGUCGCUGUGAACUCCAGGACUGCCGACACCGCUCAACCGAAAGUUUCUUCUAUCCCUGUAUGCGAAGAACAACCGAGAAGCUCUGCCUCAGCCGUUACUGAACCCGUAAGCUGUUCGUCUUCUACAUUGAAGGAGAAAAGCGUCCUGCUCGCAACUGCCGUGGUCGUCCUUGUCGACGACAAUGGAACCAACCACGUCGCCAGAGCACUCCUCGAUUCGGGAAGUGAGUGCUGCUUUAUGACUGAAUCUCUCGCCCAGCAGAUGAAGGCCAAACGCACCAAGAUCCACGUUCCGAUUGCUGGUAUCGGACAAUCCUCAACGUAUGCUCGUCACAAACUCCAAUCUACUAUUCGUUCACGCACCUGUGAUUAUUCUACCGCUGUGGAAUUCUUGAUCCUCCCGAAGGUUACAGUAAACCUGCCGUCAGCAUCUGUAGACACCUCUUCCUGGGAAAUCCCCCAAGGAAUUCAGCUUGCAGACCCGUCGUUCUACGAUAAAAGACCCGUCCAACUCGUAUUGGGGGCAGAAAUCUUCUUUGACCUCUUCAAAGUGUCCGGUCGGAUUGAGCUUGGUGAGUCUCUACCGAAUCUGGUCAAUUCUGUCCUAGGCUGGGUUGUAUCUGGAAAGACAACCGAUACCCGUUCGACAAAUCCCGUCAUCGCUAACGUCGCAACAGUCACCGAUCUUCAUCGCUUAAUGGAAAGAUUUUGGACCAUCGAAGAAGAUAACGCCAGUACCUGCUACUCUGUGGAAGAAUCUGCAUGCGAAGAGCACUUUCGUCGGACAGUCUCUAGAACUCCCGAAGGUCGCUAUGUCGUAUCUCUACCAAUAAAGGAAGAUGUUCUCUCCAAUCUCGGUGACAAUCGUCGCACAGCUAUUCGUCGCUUUCGUCUACUACAAGGUCAGCUCGCUAAGAACGACGAACUAGGCAACCAGUACCGAGCGUUCAUGGACGAGUACUUUCAGCUAGGCCAUAUGGAGCUGGUACCAGACUACCAAUCGCAACAUCGUUCCUACCAUUUGCCUCAUCAUGCCGUUAUACGAGCAGACAGUACGACCACUAAGGUACGCGUGGUUUUCGACGCGUCUUGUCGCACAUCGAAUGGGCCAUCCUUAAACGACGCACUCAUGGUCGGACCCAUAGUGCAAGAAGAACUAAGGUCGAUAACAAUGCGAUCCAGAAUCCGCCCUAUUCUGCUCAACGCUGACGUGAAACAGAUGUAUCGACAGAUCUUAACAGACCAACGUAGCAACAACCUACAGCACAUCGUAUGGAGUCCAUCGCCUGAUUCCCCUCUGCAGACAUAUAAAUUAAAAACCGUUACUUACGGUACCGCCAGCGCACCAUUUCUUGCCACACGCGUGCUCCAGCAACUGGCGGACGACGAGCAGCACGAUUUUCCAGAAGCUGCCGGUAUUCUUCGAAAAGAUUUCUACGUGGACGAUUUAUUUUCCGGAGCGGACACAGUAGAAGAAGCUAUCACACUACGAAAGCAGUUGGAAUCUCUUCUCGGCAGGGGAGGGUUCGAACUGCGGAAAUGGGCCUCAAACGAAGAAGCCGUUCUAGAAGAUGUUCCUCAAGACAACCGUGCCCUAAAGACGUCCGUGGAUCUAGACCGUGAUCAGUGCAUUAAAAGUCUAGGAUUGCACUGGGAACCAACGACCGACCAUCUCCGAUACAAGAUUGAUACACCAACGACCGAUAACACCCCACUCACCAAACGCAUUGCUCUUUCCCAAAUAGCUCGCCUUUUUGACCCACUUGGCCUGGUGGGACCCGUCAUCACAACAGCGAAGCUGUUUAUGCAAGCUUUGUGGACUCUAAAGACCAACGAUGGACUGAUUUGGGGUUGGGAUCAAGAACUCCCAACGCCCAUCAAGGAACGAUGGCUCGACUACAUGGCUCAACUACCACUACUGAACGCACUUCGCAUCGAACGUUUCAUUCUCUGCCCAAAACCUUCUUCUAUUCAGCUGCACUUUUUCUCUGAUGCAUCGGAGAAUGCAUAUGGAGCCUGUUGCUACAUCCGAUCCUCCAACUCCACCGGCGAAACCAAAACUGCACUGUUAACCGCAAAAUCGAAAGUUGCUCCGUUAAAGCAACAGAGUAUUCUUCGUCUUGAGCUCUGCGGAGCUCUUCUUGCUGCUCAGCUUUACGAGAAAGUGGCUGCAUCGUUGAAACUCGCAACCGAUACGUACUUCUGGGUGGAUUCAACUAUAGUUAUCUGUUGGCUCAAUUCUACACCAUCGACAUGGACUACCUUCGUUGCAAACCGUGUCUCGAAGAUUCAACUUGCGACACAAAAUUGUAGUUGGAAUCACGUAGCGGGGCAGCAGAAUCCAGCCGACCACAUCUCUCGAGGAUUACCAGCAGAAGAUCUCCUACACGACGCACUUUGGUGGAAGGGACCUCAAUGGUUGGCACUCGACAAAGAAUGUUGGCCAAUCCAGCAACCAAUCAACACAGCAGACCAUAAAAGCAUCCCAGACACACGAAAGUUAUGCGCAACAGCUGUUCCAGCCGCCGACAAUCCAUCAUUUGUCGAUCUGUUUGUCACCAAAUUCUCCAACUACAACAAAUUGCUACGAGUGACUGCUUACUGCUAG
Messenger RNA from Ochlerotatus camptorhynchus, 3729 nucleotides. RefSeq lists its product as uncharacterized. The record is from RefSeq and is a predicted model, not a curated record. The transcript is spliced from 2 exons. NCBI's taxonomy places the organism in Eukaryota, Metazoa, Arthropoda, Insecta, Diptera, Culicidae. The coding region runs from base 1 to 3729 and encodes 1242 amino acids. Gene Ontology annotation, molecular function: zinc ion binding; nucleic acid binding.